Messenger RNA from Alternaria atra, 2166 nucleotides. RefSeq lists its product as uncharacterized. The transcript is spliced from 3 exons. NCBI's taxonomy places the organism in Eukaryota, Fungi, Ascomycota, Dothideomycetes, Pleosporales, Pleosporaceae. The record is from RefSeq and is a predicted model, not a curated record. Bases 1 to 2166 code for a protein of 721 amino acids.
AUGACAUCCAACUCGGAUAUUCUAUAUAAUCCAGCGGAUUACGCAACGCCAAAUCCAUUGCUUCCUGAGGAAGUGUUCGGCCAUGUCGAUCUUGGAACCUUAGCAGACAUUCACCGGUACCUUUGCGAGAGCGAGUUGCAAGAAGACGUUGAGCUCGCUACAUGGACGUGGGAGAAUUAUCUCAACGGCCUUUGGAAAGGUUCGCUAACAGCGGAGAUCCGUACUGCCCAAGCAUUCAGCAAGUUGGACAGAGCCUAUCGCAGGGUGCGAUCUCUCACCAACAAAGCCCAGGACAAGUGGCCAUUCUUCGACAGGAACUUCAAGCAAAUGUCAUCAGCUACGGUUCGAAACAAUGCGCGCGGUGAAGCCGCUCCCGGCAUCAUGUAUCCAAUUGACGGAUUGCAGAGAAAAUCACACCUGACUGGUCAGCCACCCAACGGGUCCAUCACGCCUGAUGCCUCUGCUGGACCAGAGCUUCAAGUACCUUUUGGCACCAACAGGCCUAGCCGCUACCAACCAUACGUGCAGAGUUACCCACGCCCGACACGGCAGACUCCUGUACCCCUUCCGCCUAAUCUUCCUGCGAAGUCUUCUGAACCACCAAACUAUGAGAAGCGAUCUGUGCUGUCAGAAGAGCCUCCGUUUUCGAUAGCCUCUUCACAAAACAUCCCCAAGGACACAGAUUUUUUCUCAGAGCCAGAAGGCCAAGCAAAGCCUCAGUCCGACGUAACCCAAAUUGGAGGCGGGCUUCAUCAGGAUAUGUCACGAAACGAACUAGUCGCUUCUCCCUCAACAACUGUAGGCGAUACCGUGUCGCGCCGCCCUAGCUCAAAGCCUAUUGCAGACCCUGAAGUAGAGCCACCAGUACAAGAUGCGGGCGCCGGUAAGGUCCGCGGCCCAAAUGGACGCUACCUACCUAGAGACGAUAUCAACCCCGGAUCCAAGAAGACGAAGAAGCCAAAAAAGGGAUUCCAGUCCCGUAAGAGCAUGAGGAAUGCCGAGAAAAUAGAAUCUUCUGUGCCGAAGGCCAUCUCUGGAGAACCUGAAGCUGCGCCAGCCGAAGAUGAAGAUUUUUCUGCAGGUGUUCAGUCAUCUUCACCUCCAGCGCUUGGCCAGGAAGCUGAGGAGCAGAAUGGAGUUGAGGAAGAGGCCAACAUGCUUCCAGUCACUAGUAUCGUGGUGCCUCCCGCAACUGAUGCCGUCGCGCGUUCCACGACCAUCCAUGAGCCAGAGGUCAGGGAAGAGGAAGCAGCUUCCGAUCCGGGGCCUGUCCCUGCAUAUCUUCUUGCUGCUGAAGCUGAUGCAGUCCUAUCAAACCUAGACAGGCUACCACCAAAUUCAAGGAAGUCCAACAAGCGAAAGAGCGAGCCAGUCGUCCAGUCAGGGGACCGCAAGCGGGGUAAGCAUGGCGGCAUAGUCGGCCGCCCAAGGAAAUCCGAACAGUGCAGAGGCCAAAAUUCCCAUCAAGAACCAGUUCCGCCACAGAAAGAGGCCGCUCUCGACGCUGGUGAGGCACCACAAAUGACAACGCGUCGAGCCACCCGACAAGCGGCGGCAGCAAAGCCGCAAACUGACGUACCGGUUGAACGACACACUUAUAUAUCGAAAGGGUCGCCAAUGUUAACAUCAAAUCCAGGGGAACAGUCCGCCAGGGAUGAAGACGAGGUGAUGGGUGGAGUCGGGGAUGAUGCGCCUGCUACUCAUGAAAAGAGUUUUGCGCCCACUCCAGAUGCUAUGGAAGUUCACGCCACACCUUCAUCCACUUUGGAGGGAUUUUCACUACCGCCGCAAACCUCAAAUAACCAUCUGCUGAGUGUUGGCCUGGAUAUGACUAGGCCUUUCGCUCUUCCUCAGCCGGGCUCGCGCCCACAACCAUAUCAGUCUCCUUAUCAGCCUAUACCAUCGCCACCGCCAUCUGCAUCCGUCGCAAAGGAAGCAAUGAAUAACGGAGCAGUAUCCGUAUACCUACCUGGACAUGUGGAGUACUUCGCUCGCAUCAGAACAGGUAACGGUGAUACCAUGGACUUGACCAUUGAGGAAGACCAGCUCGAGAGCAACGAAGUUAAGAUGAUCAGGAAAUAUGCGAAGUACAAUGCUGAACCUGGCGUGGUGCCGGUCUCGUAUGCGCAGUUUCGGCAGAUAUUUGCUUUUGCGAAACAGGACUAA